Paramisgurnus dabryanus is the source of this 2302-nucleotide messenger RNA. The record is from RefSeq and is a predicted model, not a curated record. Lineage: Eukaryota; Metazoa; Chordata; Actinopteri; Cypriniformes; Cobitidae.
GUUUGUGCAACAGCCCCUGAGUGGCGGCUGGCUCUGUUGGAUCUCUUUUGCUUGACUACGGCUUCUGCACACAUUGUCAGCGUGCGGAGGGGGAAGUGGACAGCUUGAUCGAAACCAUCAAUGCACUGACAGAGAGAGUGUCUGUUUUCACAGACAGGAAGGGUGUAAAGGUUGGCACUUCAUGCCUGCAGGUUGGCCGGGUGGACUCUGGAAGUCUGUGCUGAAAAUUGGAGAAAACAAUUGAAGUAUGGCCAAGAUGGCCGAGCAGAAAGUCAGCCUCCCUGCUAAGCUGAUUAAUGGGGGCGUGGCUGGACUAGUGGGCGUGACCUGUGUAUUUCCCAUUGAUCUCGCUAAGACCCGCCUCCAGAAUCAGCAGGGUGCUCGAGUCUAUAGUGGAUUGCUGGACUGUUUGGCGAAGACUAUCAAAAUGGAGGGCUACUUUGGCAUGUAUCGAGGUGCGGCUGUAAAUCUUACCCUGGUCACUCCGGAGAAAGCCAUCAAACUGGCCGCCAAUGAUGUGUUUAGACAAAAGCUCUCCAAAGAUGGAAAAUUACCUCUAUGGGGAGAAAUCCUCGCGGGCUGUGGGGCAGGAACCUGUCAGGUGGUUAUCACCACCCCCAUGGAAAUGCUAAAAAUACAACUACAGGAUGCUGGAAGGUUGGCUGCUCAGCGGACUGUAGCUGCUUCGGCUCCUGCUGCUGGUCCAACCCCCUCACUGGUUGCCUCCCAGGCCGCCCAGACAGGCACCAGUGCCCCCUCUCGACGCUCAGCGACCCGUAUCACCUUGGAACUUCUAAAGACCCGAGGCCUAAGGGGUUUAUAUAAAGGCACAGGAGCUACUUUGAUGAGGGACGUUCCCUUCUCAAUGCUCUAUUUCCCACUGUUCGCCAACCUCAACACAGUGGGCCGGAGAGAGGAUCACCAUAGCAACCCCCAGGCGCGGGCCCCAUUCCUGCAGUCCUUCGUUUCGGGCUGCAUGGCUGGCUCUGUGGCCGCAGUAGCUGUCACUCCUAUGGACGUUAUAAAGACACGUCUACAGACCAUACAGAAAGGAGAAGGGGAGGACUCGUACAGAGGCACCAUUGACUGCAUACAACGCAUUUUGAAACGAGAGGGACCAGCCGCGUUUCUCAAGGGAGCCACCUGUCGAGCAUUUGUCAUCGCUCCACUUUUCGGCAUCGCCCAGGGCGUGUACUUCCUGGGAGUUGGAGAGUAUGUGCUGGGGCUGCUGGGAUAGCGGCAGGUGAUGUCAACUCAAUCAUCAAACACAGUACUGUUUCUACACAGGGCAUGGUAUAGUGACGGAAAGAUAAGUGAUGAAUAAAGACAUGGAGAGGGGAAGUGGAUAAGUGGUAACAAUUUUUACAUUCCGAACAAUGAGGUUCAGACACUUCGGGAGAAGAUAGGAGGAUGGGUAAUGCUAAUAUUAAUGCCACCUUUGCACGUUAACCAAGUACUUAAACCUGAAAACAGGGUUCUUUGGCGAAACAAGAGUCUUGUUUUUACUAAUCUGGCAGGACUUUUUGUUUUUGUGUUAAAUUCUAUUAUUUUUAAUGUUUAUGGGUUUUCUAAAUACAUAUUUAAUUUUAAAGCCCCUACUUACAAUCAUUUUUAAAACUUUAUGAUCAAUGGUAAACAUGAUGAUAGUCGUGUGAUAAUAAACAAAGUUCUCAAAGAAAGGAGAUAUCAAUCAAUGUUCGGAUGGAUGAGAGAAGAUGAUUUGACAGAUAAAUUGAAGAAGCAGAAUCAGUGAUUGUACAGGGUCUGAUAUAUAAUCUGUGUAAUAUGGUUGCUUUAAUCCUUUACCGUUAGUAAAUCUGGCUCUUGAGGCCUUCUGUGCACGUUCCUCUGCGGGACAAAAUUGCAUUUUCGGUUGUCUUGUAGGCAAUAUCAUUGUGGGCUUAAUUGUUUAAUGCUUGUCUUAAUGAUCUUGUUGAUUGCACAAUAAAUUUAAUGCAAGCCUUAUUCAUGCCACUGUUUUUAAGGAAAAUAUGAAAAACUAACAAAACAUAACAAAAGGACCAGUGGCUUUUAAGUUUGAUACAAUUUCACACACACACGCGGGCACGCACACAUAUAUAUAUAUUAAUAUAUAAAUAUUAAUAUGGAUUGUAUACAAGUAUUAGUGCACUACAUACUGUCGGAAUAAAAGAUACAAAACUGUACCUUUUCUGUCACUGUGGUGGUACCCUAAAGCUAAAUUUUUACAGGUAUACUUAACAUCAUACAGUGUUGUACCUUUUUGUUUAUACUGUACCUUAAAGGAAUAGUCCAUUUUCUUAAAAGAAAAAUCCAGAUAAUU